ACAAACUACUUGGCCACACCUCCAGGAAGUAAGGAGCACCUGACUGACAAGCUCACAUUUCAUGCACGUAUUUCAACCACCUUUGAGUUUAUAACUUAUUAUAAAAUAAUUAAUAUCGCUCUCCUGCGCAUGUUUCAUUGACUUAAUUAGUUUUUAACUAGUAGUCAGAAGUCACCGGCUCCAUGGCCAGUUCUUUCCCGAGUGUGUCGGAGCUGGCAGUGGGGGCUCGGCGGCUGUACGCGCAGGUGUUCGGGGAGGAGGCUCCGCACACAGCCGUGUGUGCUCCCGGGAGAGUGAACCUGAUAGGAGAGCACACCGACUACAACCAAGGCUUCGUGCUGCCGAUGGCACUGCCCCUGGUGACUGUGGUGGUAGGGAGUCAAACAUCUGGCCGGGAUGUGACCGUGGUAACAGCGACUGAGGAUGCUGAUGAGCCCUACAGAGUGGACUUCAGCCUGCCUGCUGAUGGGUCCCCGCUGGCUCCAGGGUUACCUCGCUGGGCCAACUACGUGAAGGGCGUUAUAGGGCAUUACAGGGCUCCUCCUGUACCUGGGUUCAGGGCGGUGAUAGCCAGCAGUGUCCCCCUGGGGGGCGGCCUGUCCAGCUCUGCCUCUCUUGAAGUGGCAUUCUACACAUUCCUGCAGCAACUCAAGCCAGAUGACGGAGACAAGGUUUCCAAAGCGGUGGCCUGUCAGCAGGCAGAGCACACUCACGCUGGAGUCCCGUGCGGCAUCAUGGAUCAGUUUGUGUCUGUUCUGGGCAGGGAGGGCCAUGCUCUGCUCAUCGACUGCAGGUCACUGGAGGCCACCCCCGUCCCUCUGGCAGAUCCAGGCCUGCUCAUACUCAUCACCAACUCCAACGUGAAGCACUCUCUGAGCGGCAGCGAGUACCCCAUGAGGCGCAGGCGCUGUGAGGAGGCCGCCUCCAUCCUGGAGAAGAACAGUCUGAGAGAAGCCACCAUGAAGGACCUGGAGGAGGCCAGCGGCAGACUGGAUGAAGUGACCUUCCGCAGAGCGCGUCAUGUGAUCGAGGAGAUCCAGAGGACCGUCCAGGCUGCUGAAGCUCUGAGGAGAGGAGCCUACAAAGAGUUCGGCAAGCUGAUGGUGGAGAGCCACAACUCCCUGAGAGACCUGUAUGAGGUGAGCUGCAGGGAGCUGGAUGAGCUGGUAUCUGCAGCCCUGGAGGUGGAAGGGGUGUAUGGCAGCCGGAUGACGGGUGGAGGAUUUGGGGGAUGCACCGUGACCCUGCUGCAGGCCAGCGCUAUCGACAGGACCAUACUCCACAUACAGGAGCGAUACAGUGGAUCCCCGACCUUCUACGUCACAACUCCUUCAGAGGGAGCUCGGGUUCUCAGUCUGCCCUGACCUUCAUCAACACAUCUCUGACUCAUUCCACUUUCAUACUGUAUAGCAUUUCAUAUAUAUUUUUUUUUUUCAAUCAUCACUAUUAAAAUGACAUGUUGUUUUGGAUAUUGAGCUGGUUGAAAAAGCAUCAAGGUUAUGUAGGAACAUUUGUAGUCCACUCUCAGCAUUCUUAGCAAUUUUAUUUUCAGCAGCAACAUAUGCAUGAAACAAGAAAAAAGGGCUUUAAUAAAAUCACUGUGCACUACCAGCUUAGCAGCAGACAGCAAAACAUAGUGGAGCAUUAAUAGCUAGACAUUUUUUCUCAGGAGUUGUUGAAGACAAAAAUCAGGUAAAGUGAAUCUAAAUAAUGUUUCAACACUUAUCAGGACUCACACCUGUGAUGAUAAUGUUUUUUCAGUAUGCAUGUGUAAUAGGAAAUUGUCUAAUCACAAAAGCCAGAAUGACUUUGUAAGGCAAUAAACAUAUCAGGAAUAUG
Molecule: messenger RNA, 1839 nt
Organism: Eleginops maclovinus (Patagonian blennie)
Lineage: Eukaryota; Metazoa; Chordata; Actinopteri; Perciformes; Eleginopidae
Gene: galk1
Product: galactokinase 1
Biological process (GO): galactose metabolic process; carbohydrate phosphorylation
Cellular component (GO): cytosol; cytoplasm
Molecular function (GO): ATP binding; galactokinase activity
Source: RefSeq, a predicted model, not a curated record